Messenger RNA from Syngnathus acus (greater pipefish), 2493 nucleotides. It is a transcript of the gene znf366, whose product is annotated as zinc finger protein 366. The coding region runs from base 141 to 2219 and encodes 692 amino acids. Lineage: Eukaryota; Metazoa; Chordata; Actinopteri; Syngnathiformes; Syngnathidae. The record is from RefSeq and is a predicted model, not a curated record. Gene Ontology annotation, cellular component: nucleus. The transcript has 7 exons.
GUUCCUGUUCUCUUUCUUAAGUCCCUCCAAAAAAAGGCUCAUCUGUGGAACGGCCCGCGCAUUGUCAGGAGGGAGCAGGAGGGAGAACGGCCGCACGGAGCCACGGCGGCACAGCAAAACAACUCUUGGCCAGGGCCGUGAUGGAAACCAUCCAUUUGUCACCAUCGCCAAGUCCUCGAUUCAGAGAAGAUCAGCACAGGUUCUAUAUGACCCCACCUUCCAUCCUUAUAAAUGCCCCGAAAUGUUCUCCAUCCACUGGAGAGAGGGCUAGCACUCUGCAGGGUCCACGUGACUUCCCCCCCAUGUUGAGCCCCAGUCGUACCCACAAAGGAGCCUCCCCAAAAGGCAAACGGACUUCCUUCAAAAUGUGGAGUGAGGGUGGUGAAGAGGAAGAAAGCAGCAGCGCCAAAGCGGUCCCCCUCUCCUAUCUCUCUUCAUCUCAUCCCAUCCUUCCCUCACCCACACGGCCCGGUAUGAUCGAGCUAAGCAGGCUGCAGCUUCAUCGGCGGACCGCCGCCAUCGAUGCCCCAGUUCAGGUGAAACGGGAGCCUCUCAGUCCCCCUCCGAUGUGGCCCCGACCUCCGUUCCUCAUCCACCCGUCAUACUUCCCACCUCUCCACCACAGCCUCAUCCCGUAUCCCUUUUUCAUGCCCGGCCCCGUCAUGCCCUUCCCGCCCAGGGAGGACGUCAGGCCGGCGCACCGCGAUCGCGACGUCCCCCCUCGAGGCGGGCUGAGCGGGAAGCCCACGUUCAACGUUCACGUUGACGACAGCUACUACGUGGACGUGGGCGGCGAGCAGAAGCGGUGGAAGUGCCGAAUGUGCGACAAGUCCUACACUUCCAAGUACAACCUGGUCACGCACAUCCUGGGCCACAAGGGCAUCAAGCCCCAUGGCUGUCAUCUGUGUGGGAAGUUAUUCAAGCAGUUGAGCCAUCUGCACACUCACCUGCUCACCCAUCAGGGCAUGAGGCCGCACAAGUGCCAGGUCUGCCACAAGGCCUUCACCCAGACUAGCCACUUGAAGAGGCACAUGAUGCAGCACAGCGACGUCAAGCCUUACAGCUGCAACGUGUGUGGCCGAGGCUUCGCCUACCCGAGUGAGCUUCGCGCUCACGAGUUGAAGCACGAGAAAGGCCAGGACAACGUAUGCGUCGAAUGCGGUCUGGACUUCCCCACACUGGCCCAGCUCAAGAGACACUUGACUGCCCACCGCGGCCCCACUUCAUACAGGUGCUCUGACUGCCAGAAGACAUUCCAGUACCCGAGUCAGCUGCAGAAUCACAUGAUGAAGCACAAAGACAUCCGUCCGUAUAUCUGCAGCGAGUGCGGGAUGGAGUUCAUCCAGUCGCACCACCUCAAGCAGCACACGCUUACCCACAAAGGCGUGAAGGAGCACAAGUGUGGCAUCUGUGGCCGCGAGUUCACGCUGCUGGCCAACAUGAAGCGCCACGUGCUCAUCCACACCAACGUGAGGGCCUAUCAAUGCCCAAAGUGCUUCAAGAGCUUCGUGCAGAAGCAGACACUCAAGGCCCACAUGAUCGUCCACUCCGAUAUCAAGCCUUACAAGUGCAAGCUCUGCGGCAAGGAGUUCAACAGGAUGCACAACCUCAUGGGCCACAUGCACCUCCACUCGGACAGCAAACCCUUUAAGUGUCUCUACUGUCCCAGCAAGUUCACGCUGAAGGGAAAUCUCACUAGACAUAUGAAGGUGAAGCAUGGUGUCAUGGACAGAGGACUGGAUGAAAGAUUGUUCCGACAGCGGGGGCACUUCUGCCUUACCUCUCCCAUGAACCUCCUGGGCCGUUUCAACCAAAAAGAGCCCUUUGACCUUUCUCAGAAGCCCCCUGGCCUGCCAGGUCUUCCGCAGUCUGAUGGCGAAAGCGUGCCCGGUAGCUCUUGCCAGGAGGAGGAUGAGGAGAGUUUGUACAGACACAGUCAGUACAGCCCUGACGAGGAUUUAAAUGAGCCCUCGGCCAGUGUGGAGGUGAGAGGGCGGGGGUCUCCGGCUGGACAGAGACGCUUUCAUGCAACCUGGAAACGGAUUGAGUCGUGCUCUCGGGCGGCCGAGAGAAGUCACAGAGAAUCGAGUGACCAUGCUGAUGAGUCGGAGCAGGAAGAGGAGCUUGACAAUGUGACCAGAGUACAGACCGAUAUUGUUAGGGAAUCGACAGGGCCGUCAGAAAGGAAAGGAAAAGCGAAGGAGGACGAUGAAGAGUGAGAAGUGGAUGCAGAUGUUGCAGCUUGAAAUGCAAUGCAACCUUUUCAGGUUCACUUCAUUUGACCUCUUAACAUUUCAGUUUAACUGUUUAAUGUUUGCAAGUGAGACAAAGAAACUGGAAGAGUCACAGAAAGGCGUAGAAGUAGACAUUACUGCGGCUCAAAAACAUGUUCUCCAUUUUUCUUUUCAGCUGAUUGGUAGACAAAAAUAUUGAAACAGUACUUGAGAAUGAAUUCACCUGUAAAGUUUAGUACGGUUGAUAAUGAAAUUAUAC